Sardina pilchardus (European sardine) is the source of this 2802-nucleotide messenger RNA. It is a transcript of the gene psap, whose product is annotated as prosaposin. Gene Ontology annotation, cellular component: lysosome. Gene Ontology annotation, biological process: sphingolipid metabolic process. The coding region runs from base 128 to 1744 and encodes 538 amino acids. NCBI's taxonomy places the organism in Eukaryota, Metazoa, Chordata, Actinopteri, Clupeiformes, Clupeidae. The transcript has 14 exons. The record is from RefSeq and is a predicted model, not a curated record.
ACAAAGAGCCACAAUAAAUACUCGGAUGAACAUUCGCUCUGCAAUGCAGUAGGCUAGUAUCAUAGCCGAGCGAAGAUCACACAGAGAAUUUAAAAACAAGUCAAUUUCUGAUCAAUAGAGCGACAUCAUGUUGCUUCUCGCUCUCUUUAUCACGACAGCUGUGGCCACCCCGCUGUUGGGGACGGAGCAGUGCGCCCGCGGCCCCCCCUACUGGUGCCAGAACGUCAAGACGGCCUCCCUCUGCGGUGCCGUGUCCCACUGCCAGCAGAACGUGUGGAACCAGCCCCAGAUGAAAUCUGUGCCUUGUGACCUGUGCAAGGAGGUGUUCACUGUUGUUGAACAGCUACUGAAGGACAAUGCUACAGAGGCCGAGAUCCUGAGCUAUAUUGAGAAAGCCUGCACCCUGAUCCCUGAUGAGCGCUUUGCUGACGAGUGCAAGGAGCUGGUGGACAGCUACUACCCCAUCAUCAUCGGCAUCAUCAAGGGCGAGCUGGAGGAUCCCAAUAUUGUCUGCGGUGCCAUGGGUCUGUGCAGCAGCAUGCAGGCCGCCCUGGCCAAGGCCCGCUCUGAGCUCCUGUCCAAUGAGAUCCCCCAGGUGGACCUGUCCCAGAGGGCCGCCCCCUUCCUGCUGAACAUCCCUCAGCUCCUCUACCCACAGGCCCCCAAGCAGGAGGCCCCCAAGCAGGAUGCCCCUAAAGAGAAUGACAACGUGUGUGAUGACUGCGUUAAGUUCCUGACCGACACCCAGCAGCAGGCCAAGACCAAUGCCACUUUUGUCAAUGCCCUCAUCGCUCAGCUCGAGAGCCAGUGUGACCUGCUUGGACCAGGCAUCUCUGACAUGUGCAAGCAGUACGUUAGCCAGUAUGCCCCUCUGGUGUUCCAGCAGCUCAUGUCUAUGCAACCCCGUGAUAUCUGUGCCCGUGCUGGCUUCUGUCAGUCCGAGGUGAAGUCCGUCCCCAUGGAGACCCUGGUGGCUGCCAAGGUGGUCAAGUCCAUCCCUGCCGUCAAGAUGAUCCCCGCCGUCAAGAUGGUCCCCGCCACCAAAGUGGAGCAGCCCGCUGCUGUCAAGGCUGGCACAAAGAUGGUGCGCGUCCGUGACUCCCCCCAGUGUGCCGUGUGUGAGUUUGUGAUGAAGGAGGUGGAGGACAUGCUGCAGGACGAGCAUACUGAGGCGGAAGUGAUUGCCACCGUGGAGAAGGUGUGCUCUGUGCUGCCCAAGACCCUGUCCGCCCAGUGCAAGGACCUGAUUGAGACCUACGGCCAGGCCAUCAUUGAGAUGCUGGUGCAGGAGGCCGACCCCCAGGCCGUGUGCGUCAUGCUGGGGCUGUGCAAACAGGCUGACCGCCUCUACAUCCCUGUGAUGGACCAGACCCGCUUCGAUAACGGAGGCUUCUGUGACGUGUGCAAAAUGGCCGUGCGCUACAUCGAUGGCAUCCUGGAGCAGAAUGCCACUGAGGCCGAGAUCGAGGAUGCCGUCAGGAAGGUCUGCAACUUCAUGCCCGAGAGUGUCCGUAGCGAGUGUGACCAGCUGGUGGAGCAGUACGAGCCUCUUCUGGUGCAGCUGCUGCUCCAGAUGUUGGACCCUGACUUCGUGUGCAUGAAAGUGGGAGCGUGCCCCGAGGGCCUCAAGCACCUGUUGGGACUGGAGCAGUGCAGCUGGGGACCUGCCUACUGGUGCAAGAACAUGCAGACUGCCACACGCUGUAAUGCGGUGGCUCACUGCAAGCGCCACGUUUGGAGCUAAAGAGGAGGACCAGCACCACUGGAACCUGGGAAAUUAAAGGAAAAUUUGUUCUAGCGCUGCUUUCCUGUUUUUAAAAACUAAAAUGAUUAUUUUUGUUUUGUUUUUUUCUUCCUUCUCUCUCUUUUUUUAUCUUAAAAAGGAGAGAUUAGAUUUGAAAUGACCACCAUGUAAUAAUAUUGGAGCUAACAUAAGCCGAAAACAGGAUGUUUUAAUGAAGGGAUGUAUACACAAGGGGAUGGGGGACGGGGCACGUUUUGCUUGGACAGGGUGACCUGAGUUUAGUUUCUUUGUUUUUAGGUUGUUUUUAUUUCUGUCAGGGACGAAACUAUUCACUGUAGAAUUGAAAUACGCUUUAGUCUCGCCGUAAUUGAUUAUUGGAUGUUUAAUGAACUAGUGAGGCUCAUGCGUACUCAUGCAACACACGUUUUUUUUUUUUUUUUUUUUGGCGUCGCUCAAAUCGUCUCCCACAAUUUGCUUAGCCUGGGCUAGGUUAGGGGAACAGGUUGUGCCUUGAUUGCAGAAGGAGGUCUGAGACCUCGGAAAGCUGAGAUCGUUUGGAAGCCCCUGGGGUAGCCCUGACCCCUCCCUUCCCUGUACCUGUCAAAAUUACAGAAAUGGAAGGACCUGCGAGGCCAGUGUUCUGGAUUUAGAUAUCUUUUGUGCUGUUUUUAUUUUUCAAGAUCAGUCUGGACCACCCCACCCCUCCUCAUCAAAAGUGAAGUUGAUCUCUUAUUUUUUUUUUGAGCACUGAUAAACAGAAGGCCGAUUGAGAGGUGGGCUUAACACUCUUGAGUGAUGAGGUUUUGUUUAGGGGUGGGCUUUGCUUGUGCGAUUGUGUGUGUGUGUGUUUGUGUGUGUGUGUGUGUGUGUCUGUAGAUGAAUGUGGAUGUGUGCAAUCCCACGUCACGUUGGCCACCAAACAGCUCAUAUAAUCAGUGUGUUUUCUGUAUUAGCUGUCUCUCUUUAGUGCACUCAAUCACUGUUGGCUUCACUUUGUUUGGUCUGAGCCAUCUGUAAAGAGAUUUUAAUUGAAUUAAUUAAAAACAACUCCAAAUCCA